Messenger RNA from Myzus persicae (green peach aphid), 1514 nucleotides. RefSeq names its product endoplasmic reticulum-Golgi intermediate compartment protein 2. The record is from RefSeq and is a predicted model, not a curated record. Bases 332 to 1435 code for a protein of 367 amino acids. Gene Ontology annotation, biological process: retrograde vesicle-mediated transport, Golgi to endoplasmic reticulum; endoplasmic reticulum to Golgi vesicle-mediated transport. Gene Ontology annotation, cellular component: COPII-coated ER to Golgi transport vesicle; membrane; endoplasmic reticulum. Lineage: Eukaryota; Metazoa; Arthropoda; Insecta; Hemiptera; Aphididae. The transcript has 8 exons.
UACAGAAAUAACAGUUUCUUUAUUAUUCGAGUUCAUAGCUUCUUUCUUAUUAACUUCUUAGUGUCUAACAUAAUCAUAUAAUAUUCAAUAUAAAUUUGUACAAUUCUAAUUUUCGGGUAUUGUUAACUGUUAAUUUUAUCAAGUUUAUUAACGAAGCAUUUACUUAAAAUGUUGCUAAAAGUACAUUGCUAUUUUCUAAGCUUUUUAGGGAUUAGCUAUAUCACUCAUGUUGUAUAAUUAUUAUUCCAUCUGUUUCUUAAAAUAUAGAGCAUCUAGUCAUCUAACUCAGGAAUUUAGUUGAUAAUAUUUAAUAAAAUUGAAAAUAAUUAAAAUGCUGAGAUACAGAGGAAAAAAAUUAGCACUUAAUAUUGUAAAAGAAUUGGAUUCAUUUCCUAAGGUUCAAGAAGAAAUUUAUGAACCAUCUACUUAUAGUAAUGUUAUACUGACAGUUUUGAUUUCUAUAUUUGGAUUAUGGUUAUUAAUUUCUGAAGUUCAGUAUGUUUUACAAGAACAUUAUAUAUACAGAUUUGUACCAGACACGGACUAUGAAUCUAAACUUCCAAUAAACAUAGAUAUUACAGUUGCAUCAACUUGUGACAGUAUAGGUGCUGAUAUUGUUGAUACAACGGGACAAAAUAUGAUGUUAUUUGGAGAAUUAAAAACUGAUGAUACUUGGUGGGAAAUGACAAAAGAACAGAAACAACAUUUUGAAAAAAUGCGCGAAUUCAAUGCAUAUUUAAGAGAAGAAUAUCAUUCAAUGAAAGACAUAUUAUGGAUGUUUGAUAAUUAUAAUACAUUAAAAAAUAAAAUUUCUGUUAGAACCGAAAAACCAAACACUUUACCUGAUGCGUGUCGCAUACAUGGGUCAUUAAUUCUGAAUAAAGUGAUAGGAAAUUUCCACAUAACUCCUGGGAAAUCUCUAAUAGUUCCGGGCGGCCAUGUACAUCUUACUGGUCCAUUUUUCGGAUCAGGGGCUACUAACUUUUCUCAUCGAAUCAAUCAAUUUUCAUUUGGUGUACCAACAAAAGGGAUAAUGUAUCCAUUAGAAGGAGAACUGUAUGAAACAAAUGAAAAUGCUGUAUCCUAUAAAUAUUUCAUAGAUGUGGUAGCUACAGAUGUUAAAUCACAUUCAAAUGAAAUAAAAACUUAUCAGUACUCAGCAAAAGAUAUACAAAGAAAAAUUGAUCAUAAUUCUGGGAGUCACGGUAUGCCUGGUAUAUAUUUUCAAUAUGAUAUAAAUGCACUCAAAUUUAUCAUCACAGAAAAUAGAAUUACCAUGUUUCAUUUAAUUAUUGAAAUAGCAUCAACCAUUGGGGGUUUGUUUUUAUUGUUUAAUUUUAUGAAGAUAAUAUUAGACAAGUUCACAAAAAAAGUAUAUUCCUUCUUUACAACUGAUAACAUUGUUACAAGAGAAAAGUCCUUAGAUUAUAAAUAACAAUCUAUUAUAACAUAAUAUACAACUUACUAAUAUAUUAUUAAUAAUAAUAAUAAUAAAUUGAUUUGUACUCAAAUUA